AUGGCGAGGCACGUCCAAGCCGAUCACGAGCCCGCAGAUGACAGUGGUGGUGGUGCUGGUGCCGCGCUCGUGCUCUGGGACUGCGGCAGCACGCUCUACGACUCCUACGAGCUCACCGCCUUCAAGCGCCAGCUCGACGCCGCCGUGCUCGCCUGCCGCUCGCUCUCCAUGCCGCACCUCCCCGCCGCCGACCCGGCCGUCCAGCCAGCCGGCCGCAGGAAGCGCGCGAGGCGGCUUCCCGCCCUGCUCCGGAGGCUGUUCUCCAAGGUGCUACGGCUGGCGUCGGCGCGCGGGGCGAGACACGACCGCUCCCGGGCGUACGAGGGGUACGGCCACGGCGGCUACAGCGGCACGGGGUCGCCGUGGUCCGGGGCGCUGACGUCCAUCCCGGAGGAGAGCGGCGGCAGCCCGGAGGCGGGGUCGUCCCCGGUCGUCCCCGGCCCGAGCGCGCUGCGCAGGGCGCAGUCGGAGCGGUUCAUCGGCAGCAAGACGGCGACCCCCAUGGUGCAAUUCGACGUCGUCUUGUAG
Triticum turgidum subsp. durum (durum wheat) is the source of this 528-nucleotide messenger RNA. Lineage: Eukaryota; Viridiplantae; Streptophyta; Magnoliopsida; Poales; Poaceae. The record is from the annotation of a GenBank genome assembly.